CAUGAUUUUCGAGGAGUUGAUCUCUUUGGAAUUGAUAUUGGAAAAUGACCACUGCACAUCGUCCUACUUGGAACCCUGCUAAAGGUGGAAACGAACAAGGUGGUUUUCGACUCAAUGUUCCUUCUGCGAAGGUUUCUGCUCGUGACAUGCCAGGUCACUUGCACCUCAAAGAGAGAGGGAAAGGACAAGGUGCUCCUGAAGACUUGGAAGGAAGAGACUUGAAAAGAGAGUUGGAGGAAAAGGAACAACAACAUAGGAAGAAAACCAAAAUAGAAGAGUUGAAAGAAUAUGCGGAUGAAGAUGUGGAUGCCGACGUUUGGUUGGACGAAGAUACGGAUGAACAAGAAGAAGGUGGACAAGUAGAGAACGGGGAAGAAGAAGAAGAAGAAGACAGUAAUGACGAAGAAGAAGACGAACUGUUAAAAGAGUUGGAAAGAAUUAAGAGAGAACGUGAAGAAGAGCGAAGACGAAAGGAAGAAGAGGAAAGAGCGAAACAAGAGAGUUUGGAGUUGGAAAGAGCUAUGAGGGGCAAUCCUCUUUUAAAUGAGAUGGGAUGACGAUGUUGUCUUUCGAAAGCAAAACGACGACCCAGUUGUGGAAA
Galdieria sulphuraria is the source of this 601-nucleotide messenger RNA. RefSeq lists its product as uncharacterized. Gene Ontology annotation, biological process: mRNA cis splicing, via spliceosome. The coding region runs from base 45 to 557 and encodes 170 amino acids. Gene Ontology annotation, molecular function: RNA binding. NCBI's taxonomy places the organism in Eukaryota, Rhodophyta, Bangiophyceae, Galdieriales, Galdieriaceae. The transcript is spliced from 3 exons. Gene Ontology annotation, cellular component: catalytic step 2 spliceosome. The record is from RefSeq and is a predicted model, not a curated record.